Callithrix jacchus (white-tufted-ear marmoset) is the source of this 3034-nucleotide messenger RNA. RefSeq names its product ATP binding cassette subfamily B member 6 (LAN blood group) (gene ABCB6). The record is from RefSeq and is a predicted model, not a curated record. Gene Ontology annotation, molecular function: ABC-type heme transporter activity; ATP hydrolysis activity; heme binding. Gene Ontology annotation, cellular component: vacuolar membrane. NCBI's taxonomy places the organism in Eukaryota, Metazoa, Chordata, Mammalia, Primates, Cebidae. Gene Ontology annotation, biological process: heme transport; transmembrane transport.
CGGUCCGGAGGGCGGGGCUCCCUCCGUGGAGCGCAGUGCGAGUCCCAACACCGAGCAUUCCCGUGGGCCUGCAGGUGGCAGAAGGGUCCCGGGCCCAGAGCCAGCGGGGCCCGGUGGAGACGGCGUACGUGCCCUGCGUGAGUGCGCGGCGGCGGCGCGUGCGCGAGGGGAGUGGGCGGUGAGGCCGGGUCCACGUGCGUCCCUCCCCGGGACCCCAGCAGCUUAGCGCCUUGCGGCUACGUGAACCGAGGCACCCGGAUGUCCGCGCCCCUCUCCGAGUGACCAGUCCUCUGGUCCCGCAGGGCUCGCAGCCUCAGCCAGCGUCUACGCAUUGCCAUGGUGACUGUAGGCAACUACUGCGAGGCCGAAGGGCCCGUGGGUCCGGCCUGGACACAAGAUGGGCUGAGUCCCUGCUUCUUCUUCACGCUCAUGCCCUCGAUGUUGAUGGCCCUGGGGGCUCUGGCCUUGGUGCUGGCUUUUCCCUGCAGACGCCGGGAGCGGCCCGCUGUUUCUGACUCCGUGUCUUGGGGGGCCGGCCCUCGCGUCUUUCCCUACGUGCUGCAGCUGCUUCUGGCCACACUAAAGGUGGCGCUGCCCCUGGCCGGCCUGGCUGGCAGGGUGGGCACUGCCCAGGGGGCCCCACUGCCAAGCUACCUACUGCUGGCCUCCGUGCUGGAAAGUCUGGCAGGCGCCUGUGGCCUGUGGCUGCUCGUGGUGGAGAGGAGCCAGGCACGGCAGCGUCUAGCAAUGGGCAUCUGGAUCAAGUUCAGGCACAGCCCGGGUCUUCUGCUCCUCUGGACUGUGGCGUUUGCAGCCGAGAACUUGGCCCUGGUGUCUUGGAACAGCCCGCAGUGGUGGUGGGCAAGGGCGGACUUGGGCCAGCAGGUUCAGUUUAGCCUGUGGGUGCUUCGGUAUGUGGUUUCUGGAGGGCUGUUUGUCCUGGGUCUCUGGGCCCCUGGGCUUCGUCCUCAGUCCUAUACACUGCAGGUUCAUGAAGACGACCAAGAUGUAGAAAGGAACCAGGUUCGGUCAACAGCCCAACAAUCUACCUGGCGAGAUUUUGGCAGGAAGCUCCGCCUCCUGAGUGGCUACCUGUGGCCUCGGGGGAGUCCUGCUCUGCAGCUUGUGGUGCUCAUCUGCCUGGGGCUCAUGGGCUUGGAACGGGCACUCAACGUAUUGGUGCCUAUAUUCUAUAGGAACAUUGUGAACUUGCUGACUGAGAAGGCACCUUGGAGCUCUCUGGCCUGGACUGUUACCAGCUAUGUCUUCCUCAAGUUCCUCCAGGGGGGUGGUACUGGCAGUACAGGCUUUGUAAGCAACCUGCGCACGUUCCUGUGGAUCCGGGUGCAGCAGUUCACGUCUCAGCAAGUGGAGCUACGCAUCUUCUCCCACCUGCACGAGCUCUCACUGCGCUGGCACCUGGGGCGCCGCACCGGGGAGGUGCUGCGGAUCGCUGAUCGGGGCACAUCCAGUGUCACAGGGCUGCUCAGCUACCUGGUGUUUAAUAUCAUUCCCACGCUGGCUGACAUCAUCAUUGGCAUCAUCUACUUCAGCAUGUUCUUCAAUGCCUGGUUUGGCCUCAUUGUGUUCCUGUGCAUGAGUCUUUACCUCGCCCUGACCAUUGUGGUCACUGAGUGGAGAACCAAGUUUCGCCGCGCUAUGAAUGCACAGGAGAACGCUGCCCGGGCACGAGCAGUGGACUCUCUGCUAAACUUUGAGACGGUGAAGUAUUACAACGCUGAGGGUUACGAAGUAGAACGCUAUCGAGAGGCCAUCAUCAAAUUUCAGGGUUUGGAGUGGAAGUCAAGCGCUUCACUGGUUUUGCUAAAUCAGACCCAGAACCUGGUGAUUGGGCUUGGGCUCCUUGCUGGCUCCCUGCUUUGCGCAUACUUUGUCAGUGAGCAGAAGCUACAGGUCGGGGACUUUGUGCUCUUUGGCACCUACAUUAUCCAGCUGUACAUGCCCCUCAAUUGGUUUGGCACCUACUACAGGAUGAUCCAGACCAACUUCAUCGACAUGGAGAACAUGUUUGACUUGCUGAAAGAGGAGAGAGAAGUGAAGGACCUUCCUGGAGCAGGGCCCCUUCGCUUUCAGAAGGGCCGGAUUGAGUUUGAGAAUGUGCACUUCAGCUACGCUGAUGGGCGGGAGACUCUGCAGGACGUGUCCUUCACUGUGAUGCCUGGACAGACACUGGCCCUGGUGGGCCCAUCUGGGGCAGGGAAAAGCACAAUUUUGCGCCUCCUGUUUCGCUUCUAUGACAUCAGCUCUGGCUGCAUCCGGAUAGAUGGGCAGGACAUUUCACAGGUAACCCAGGUCUCUCUCCGGUCUCAUGUUGGAGUUGUGCCUCAAGACACUGUCCUCUUCAACGACACCAUCGCCAACAAUAUCCGUUAUGGCCGUGUCACAGCUGGGGACGAUGAGGUGGAGGCUGCUGCUCAGGCUGCAGGCAUCCAUGAUGCCAUUAUGGCCUUCCCUGAAGGGUACAGGACACAGGUGGGUGAGCGGGGACUGAAGCUGAGUGGUGGGGAGAAGCAGCGCGUCGCCAUCGCCCGCACCAUCCUCAAGGCUCCGGACAUCAUUCUGCUGGAUGAGGCAACGUCAGCGCUGGAUACAUCUAAUGAGAGGGCCAUCCAGGCUUCUCUGGCCAAAGUCUGUGCCAACCGCACCACCAUCGUAGUGGCACACAGGCUCUCAACUGUGGUCAAUGCUGACCAGAUCCUCGUCAUCAAGGACGGCUGCAUCGUGGAGAGGGGACGGCAUGAGGCUCUGUUGUCCCGAGGUGGGGUGUAUGCUGACAUGUGGCAGCUGCAGCAGCAGGGAAAAGAAGAAGCCUCUGAAGACACUAAGCCUCAGACCAUGGAAUGGUGACAAAAGUUUGGCCACAUCCUUCUCAAAGACUAACCCAGAAGGGAAUAAGAUGUAUCCCCUUUCCCUGGCUUAUUUCAUCCUGGUGUUGGGGUAUGGUGCUAGCUAUAGUAAAGGGAAAGGGACCUUUCAGAAAAGCACUUUUUGGAGAAAUAAAAUGUGGACUGUG